Prosopis cineraria is the source of this 1522-nucleotide messenger RNA. Its product is annotated as transmembrane 9 superfamily member 3-like. The record is from RefSeq and is a predicted model, not a curated record. Gene Ontology annotation, biological process: protein localization to membrane. Gene Ontology annotation, cellular component: membrane. NCBI's taxonomy places the organism in Eukaryota, Viridiplantae, Streptophyta, Magnoliopsida, Fabales, Fabaceae.
CUUUGAAAUUUUUAUAACAAGGACCGUGUCAUUGAAAUCAAUGUACGAACAGAUCCGAAUGCACUUGUGGACCUUACAGAGGAUAGAGAGGUUGAUGUGGAAUUUCUUUAUACUGUAAAAUGGAAGGAGACUACUACUCCUUUUGAGAAGCGGAUGGACAAGUACUCUCAAUCUUCUUCGCUGCCUCAUCAUUUGGAGAUCCAUUGGUUUUCAAUCAUAAAUUCGUGUGUGACUGUACUUCUUCUAACUGGGUUUUUGGCAACCAUUCUCAUGCGAGUCCUUAAGAACGAUUUUGUCAAAUAUGCCCAUGAUGAAGAAUCUGCUGAGGACCAGGAAGAGACUGGUUGGAAAUACAUCCAUGGAGAUGUAUUUAGGUUUCCCAAGUUCAAGUCUCUAUUUGCAGCUGCCCUUGGCUCUGGCACCCAGCUGUUUACACUAACUGUAUUCAUAUUCAUUCUGGCACUUGUUGGUGUAUUUUAUCCAUACAAUCGAGGAGCUCUAUUUACUGCGCUUGUUGUCAUAGCACUGACUUCGGGAAUUGCUGGUUACACUGCAACCUCCUUCUGUCAGCUUGAAGGAACAAAUUGGGUCAGAAAUCUACUUUUAACUGGGUGCCUUUUCUGUGGACCUCUGUUCCUUACGUUCUGCUUUCUGAAUACUGUAGCAAUUGCUUACAAUGCUACUGCUGCUCUUCCAUUUGGCACAAUUGUGGUGAUAGUUCUUAUAUGGACCCUUGUGACAUCACCUUUUGUGUUGGGUGGGAUUGCUGGAAAGAAUAGCAAGUCAGAAUUCCAAGCUCCUGUCCGAACAACUAAAUAUCCCAGGGAGAUUCCGCCAUUGCCAUGGUAUCGUGGAACAAUUCCCCAGAUGGCAAUGGCAGGAUUUUUGCCUUUCAGUGCAAUAUACAUUGAACUUUACUAUAUAUUUGCAAGCGUCUGGGGUCACAGGAUUUACACCAUAUAUAGCAUCCUGUUCAUUGUCUUCAUUAUUCUGUUGAUUGUUACUGCUUUCAUUACCGUGGCAUUGACAUAUUUCCAGCUUGCUGCUGAGGAUCAUGAAUGGUGGUGGAGGUCAUUCCUGUGCGGUGGAUCGACAGGCCUGUUCAUCUAUGCCUACUGUUUGUAUUACUACUAUGCUCGAUCUGAUAUGUCUGGGUUCAUGCAGACUUCAUUUUUCUUUGGAUACAUGGCCUGUAUAUGCUAUGGUUUCUUCUUGAUGCUUGGAACUGUUGGUUUCCGUGCUGCUUUGCUCUUUGUUCGUCACAUAUAUCGAUCCAUUAAGUGCGAGUAACCAGACAUUUUGUCCUCACAAGAGUCCCCUAGAGCUGUUACUGUCUUCAUUUCAUAGGCAUUGUGUAGAGAAUUACAUUAAUUCUGUGGUUCUUUUAUGUAUAAGGGAAAGCUGACAAUGGGACUCGGCUCCUAGAGAAGCAUGUUAGAUCCCAAAAUAGGUCCUUCUUUGGGACUACUUGUGUACUGCCAUCCUUUAACCAAACUUUGCAAUACUAUCUCUUUUUUCUUUU